AUGAUCUGCGAAGUACCGCCACCGAGGGACCCAGACGUAAUCAGGGGCCCAGAGGCGACUGUGGAAAUCGAUUCGGAUGACAGUUGCCCGUUGCCCCCCAUACAGAGGCGGCGAGGGUUCACGGCGAAGGAAAAGAGACAGAUCAUGAGGGACAACGUCAGCCAAGUCCUGCUGAACUCCACCCUGACCCCGUUCAGAUGGCUGCAGAAGAACUACCGCUGCUUCUUCUGCCGCGAUCUGUUCAAGACGCCAAAAGAGUGGAGGGAGCACCAGAACGGCCACGACACGAGGGCCGAGCUCGCCGCCGCCCUCGACGUCCACUGGGAGUCUACGGUGUACGUGGACGUAUCUCGGAUCGCGUGCAGGCUCUGCGCCGAGCCGAUCUCCGAGCUGCACCAACUCAUCGACCACUUGGUUCACUGCCACGGCGUCAACUUCAACCGGGAAGCCGCCCGCUGCCUCACCGCUUACAAGCUAGACGACGAGUUUGUGCACUGCGUGCUGUGCGAGCGGCGCUUCCGCGCGUUCAGCCACGCGCUUGUCCACGCGCACAGAGAGCACAAGGGCGCCGGCGAGGUGCUGUGCGAGGUCUGCGGCCAGAGCUACAAAAGCAUCGGCUACUUGCGCAACCACAUACGCUCAGAGCACAGCGGCGGCGUCGAGUGCACGAAAUGCGCCGUCAAGCUUCGCUACACCGCGCUCCGCUCGCACAUGCAACGCGAGCACGGCCAGCGCUACGCGUGCAACGGUUGUGGGCAGGCGUUUGCCACACAGUACAAGCGCGCCUGCCACUCGAUGCUAGCGCACGGCGACCGGCAGGCGGUAAGCUGCCACCUCUGCCCGCGCACGUUCCUCUUCCGCAGCACGAUGCAGCGCCACCUCCGCCAGACGCACUUACGCGAGCGCGACUCGGAGUGCGCCGUGUGCGGCUGGAGGUCGUUUGGCGGUCACGCACUCAAGAAGCACAUGCUCAGCCACAGCACGGCCCGGGACGUCCAGUGCCCGCAGUGCGGCAAGGGGUUCAAGAGCGGCAAGACUAUGAAGCAGCACUGCGCUAACGUGCACAAGAGC
Molecule: messenger RNA, 1071 nt
Organism: Iphiclides podalirius (scarce swallowtail)
Lineage: Eukaryota; Metazoa; Arthropoda; Insecta; Lepidoptera; Papilionidae
Source: the annotation of a GenBank genome assembly